GCUGCUUUUCAUUUUCGGUAAUAAAUAAAUAGGUAACCAUGAAGUUUGUUGUAUUGUUGUGUUUCGUAGGGUUUGUGGUUACCUGCCCUGUUCCUGAGACCAGGACCAGAGAAGAUAUAGACUCGUUUAGGACUUUCCUUGAAAAUACUCGUAAAGACGAUGGCAAGACCCUUGAGGAGCGUAUGGCUGCCAUCCCCAAGGCCAAAGAGUGGGAGAACAGCGGGAAAUACCAGGGAGACAUCAUCUUAGACGACGAGACGAUAGAUGGCAUGGUUGACGCCUACAUGGGAAGGAAUGCCUACAUCUGGCCUAACUCUAAGUGGCCAGCUGACACUGUUGUGUGGGAAUUCGGGGAAGGGGAAUUUGAUCCCAUGCAACAAGCAGCCAUAAUAAGGGGCAUUGAGGAGAUCGAGAGGAACACGUGCAUUAAAUUCCGACUAAGGAAUCCAGAAGAACAGAACUACGUCAGACUUACGGGCCGAUCAGAUGGCUGCUACGCUCACGUGGGCUACUGGCAAACACGCGGCGUCCACACCUACAACCUGGCCAGGAACACACCAGGCAAUGGGUGCUUCCGCCACACGACCAUCAUCCACGAGUGGCUGCAUAUCAUCGGCCUUCUGCACAUGCAGUCCACCUACAAUAGGGACAACUACCUGGACGUCAAAUGGGAGAACAUGUGGCCAGGUAUGGAGCACAACUUCGACAAAUACGACACCAACGUGGUCAGCAACCACGGCCUGCCUUAUGAGUACGACAGCAACAUGCAUUAUAACGGCUACGGCUUCAGUAUCAAUGGAGAACCCACCCUGGUCCCCUAUUAUGAUUACCUGAAGGUGAUGGGGCAGGUCCAGUACGUGACGUCCGUAGACUGGUUGAGGGUCAACAGACACUACAACUGCCCAGGCGCAUGGUGGUAAUAGGAUAUGGAAAACUGAAGUAUUUAUAAGAAUGGAUGAUUGUUUAAAUAAAAUGUUUAAAAUA
Plodia interpunctella (Indianmeal moth) is the source of this 984-nucleotide messenger RNA. Its product is annotated as zinc metalloproteinase nas-4-like. The transcript is spliced from 6 exons. Gene Ontology annotation, biological process: proteolysis. Gene Ontology annotation, molecular function: metalloendopeptidase activity; zinc ion binding. The coding region runs from base 39 to 920 and encodes 293 amino acids. NCBI's taxonomy places the organism in Eukaryota, Metazoa, Arthropoda, Insecta, Lepidoptera, Pyralidae. The record is from RefSeq and is a predicted model, not a curated record.